This is a messenger RNA of Nomascus leucogenys (northern white-cheeked gibbon), 4635 nucleotides long. It is a transcript of the gene PCNX4, whose product is annotated as pecanex 4. Gene Ontology annotation, cellular component: membrane. Lineage: Eukaryota; Metazoa; Chordata; Mammalia; Primates; Hylobatidae. The record is from RefSeq and is a predicted model, not a curated record.
CGUAAAGGCCCGGCCCAGGGGAAAGUUCAGGGCGUCCUGGCUCUCCUCGCUGCUGCUUCUGCUAGGCCCAGUGCGAGACCAAAGCACGAGCGACUCCCGUCGUCCCCGGCCAGGCAGAUGUUGGCCUAAUCCUGGCGCGAACGAAGCGCGCUAUUUCUCUGCUUCCUCUAGGCUAAGCCUGCUUUACGGCAGGGCCCGCCUCGGGAGCGAGCACAGACCGGGGCAGCGAGGCCAGCCGGGCGCCGGCGAGGUCCCCGAACGCGCACGCGCUCUCUUCGGCUCCGGGUGGCGGCCGCCGGAGUUGACGUUAGCCAUGGAAACCCAAAGCUGGCCCGGGCGGGGCUGCGGUGAGCUCGUUGUUCGGCCGCCGCAGCUUUUCUGCCUCCGCAUUCGGGCAAUAACCAACCUCCCGGCGGGAGCGCCCAGCCCGGGUUUACCUGCAAAAAUGCAGUCCCCGGGAUGCCUUCGCGUCUUCUCUUCCCUCGGGUGACUUGAGAAACUGCUGUGUUACAGAAAAGCAUGUGACUUUCAGAAUAAUCCCGAGUGAGGAUGAGUCCAGAUGUGCCUCUACUGAAUGAUUACAAGCAGGACUUCUUUCUGAAGCGCUUUCCACAGACUGUUCUUGGAGGCCUUCGAUUCAAAUUAGGCUAUUGUGCCCCUCCUUACAUAUAUGUUAAUCAAAUUAUUCUUUUUCUAAUGCCAUGGGUUUGGGGUGGAGUCGGAACACUUUUGUACCAGUUGGGCAUCCUGAAAGACUAUUAUACAGCAGCACUUUCAGGUGGAUUAAUGCUUUUUACUGCAUUUGUCAUCCAGUUCACAAGUUUAUACGCCAGAAACAAAUCAGCAACAGUAGAAAGAAUACUAACCACGGAUAUCUUAGCAGAGGAGGAUGAGCAUGAAUUUACAAGUUGUGCUGGUGCUGAGACUGUCAAAUUUCUCAUUCCUGGCAAGAAAUAUAUAGCCAAUACAGUUUUUCAUUCUGUUCUUGCUGGAUUAGCGUGUGGUCUUGGAACAUGGUAUCUGCUCCCAAAUAGAAUAACCUUGCUGUAUGGCAGUACAGGAGGCACUGCUCUACUAUUCUUCUUUGGAUGGAUGACAUUAUGUAUAGGAGAAUAUUCAUUAAUUGUAAACACAGCUACAGAGACUGCGACUUUCCAAACACAGGAUACUUAUGAAAUUACUCCUCUUAUGAGACCUCUUUAUAUUUUUUUCUUUGUUUCUGUGGAUCUGGCACACAGGUUUAUGGUAAAUAUGCCAGCUCUAGAACAAAUGAAUCAGAUUUUACACAUCUUGUUUGUAUUUUUACCCUUUCUGUGGGCACUUGGGACUCUGCCCCCACCCGAUGCACUUUUCUUAUGGGCAAUGGAGCAGGUUUUAGAGUUCGGCCUUGGAGGCUCAUCUAUGUCAACCCACUUACGGUUAUUAGUAAUGUUCAUCAUGUCUGCUGGAACAGCUAUAACAUCAUAUUUCAUUCCAAGCACUGUUGGUGUGGUUCUUUUCAUGACUGGAUUUGGUUUCUUGCUGAGUCUGAACUUAAGUGAUAUGGGUCACAAAAUUGGAACCAAAUCUAAGGAUUUACCCAGUGGUCCAGAAAAACAUUUUUCAUGGAAGGAGUGCCUUUUCUACAUCAUUAUAUUAGUCUUGGCUCUUUUAGAAACUAGUUUGCUUCAUCACUUUGCUGGCUUCUCACAGAUUUCUAAAAGUGGUUCCCAGGCUAUUGUGGGCUAUGGUUUGAUGAUAUUACUUAUAAUACUGUGGAUACUUAGAGAAAUUCAAAGCGUAUAUAUCAUUGGAAUUUUCCGAAAUCCCUUUUAUCCGAAGGAUGUGCAAACUGUGACUGUAUUCUUUGAGAAGCAAACUAGGCUCAUGAAGAUUGGUAUUGUCAGACGGAUUUUGCUAACUUUAGUAUCACCUUUUGCCAUGAUAGCAUUUCUUUCAUUGGACAGUUCCUUACAAGGGCUCCACUCAGUGUCUGUCUGUAUUGGAUUCACAAGAGCCUUUAGAAUGGUAUGGCAGAAUACAGAAAAUGCUUUAUUGGAGACAGUCAUCGUAUCAACAGUACACUUGAUCUCCAGUACAGACAUAUGGUGGAACAGAAGCCUGGAUACAGGAAUCAGACUCUUACUGGUUGGUAUCAUACGUGAUCGUUUGAUUCAGUUCGUCUCUAAAUUGCAGUUUGCUGUGACUGUGCUUUUGACAUCAUGGACAGAGAAAAAACAACGUCGAAAAACAACUGCCACUUUAUGUAUACUCAACAUUGUCUUUUCUCCAUUUGUGUUGGUCAUCAUAGUUUUUUCUACACUACUCUCUUCUCCCUUACUCCCCCUUUUCACCCUUCCUGUGUUCUUGGUGGGGUUUCCCCGACCUAUUCAGAGUUGGCCAGGAGCAGCGGGCACCACAGCCUGUGUGUGUGCAGAUACAGUGUACUACUACCAAAUGGUGCCCAGGUUGACUGCUGUACUACAGACUGCAAUGGCAGCUGGAAGUUUAGGUCUCCUCCUACCUGGAUCUCAUUACUUGGGCCGUUUUCAGGAUCGUUUAAUAUGGAUAAUGAUUCUGGAAUGUGGCUAUACUUACUGCUGUAUUAACAUUAAGGGGUUAGAAUUGCAGGAAACAUCCUGUCAUACUGCAGAAGCUCGCAGAGUUGAUGAAGUUUUUGAAGAUGCUUUUGAGCAAGAAUACACAAGAGUAUGUUCCCUUAAUGAACACUUUGGAAAUGUCUUGACACCCUGUACUGUUUUGCCUGUGAAAUUAUAUUCUGAUGCCAGGAAUGUUCUAUCAGGCAUAAUUGAUUCUCAUGAAAACUUAAAAGAAUUUAAAGGUGACCUCAUUAAAGUACUUGUGUGGAUACUUGUUCAAUAUUGCUCCAAAAGGCCUGGCAUGAAAGAGAAUGUUCACAACACUGAAAAUAAAGGGAAAGCACCUCCAAUCUUGCCUGCUUUGAACACUUCGCCACCUCCCAAAUCCCCAGAAGACAUAGAUAGUUUAAAUUCAGAAACUUUUAGUGACUGGUCUGAUGAUAAUAUUUUUGAUGAUGAGCCAACUAUCAAAAAAGUAAUAGAAGAAAAACAUCAGUUGAAAGAUUUGCCAGGUACAAAUUUGUUUAUUCCAGGAUCAGUAGAAUCACAGAGGGUUAGUGAUCAUUCUACAGGCACUGUUCCUGAAAACGAUCUUUACAAAGCAGUUCUAUUAGGAUACCCUGCUGUUGACAAAGGAAAGCAAGAGAACAUGCCAUAUAUUCCUCUCAUGGAGUUCAGUUGUUCACAUUCUCACUUAGUAUGCUUACCUGCAGAGUGGAGGACUAGCUGUAUGCCCAGUUCCAAAAUGAAGGAGAUGAGCUCGUUAUUUCCAGAAGACUGGUACCAAUUUGUUUUAAGGCAGUUGGAAUGUUUUCAUUCAGAAGAGAAGGCCUCAAAUGUACUGGAAGAAAUUGCCAAGGACAAAGUUUUAAAAGACUUUUAUGUUCAUACAGUAAUGACGUGUUAUUUUAGUUUAUUUGGAAUAGACAAUAUGGCUCCUAGUCCUGGUCAUAUAUUGAGAGUUUACAGUGGUGUUUUGCCUUGGUCUGUUGCUUUGGACUGGCUCACAGAAAAGCCAGAACUGUUUCAACUAGCACUGAAAGCAUUCAGGUAUACUCUGAAACUAACGAUUGAUAAAGCAAGUUUAGGUCCAAUAGAAGACUUUAGAGAACUGAUUAAGUACCUUGAAGAAUAUGAACGUGACUGGUACAUUGGUUUGGUAUCUGAUGAAAAGUGGAAGGAAGCAAUUUUACAAGAAAAGCCAUACUUGUUUUCUCUGGGGUAUGAUACUAAUAUGGGAAUUUACACUGGGAGAGUACUUAGCCUUCAAGAAUUAUUGAUCCAAGUGGGAAAGUUAAAUCCUGAAGCUGUUAGAGGUCAGUGGGCCAAUCUUUCAUGGGAAUUACUUUAUGCCACAAACGAUGAUGAAGAACGUUAUAGUAUACAAGCUCAUCCACUACUUUUAAGAAAUCUUACAGUACAAGCAGCAGAACCUCCCCUGGGAUAUCCGAUUUAUUCUUCAAAACCUCUCCAUAUACAUUUGUAUUAGAGCUCAUUUUGACUGUAAUGUCAUCAAAUGCAAUGUUUUUAUUUUUUCAUCCUAAAAAAGUAACUGUGAUUCUUGUAACUUGAGGACUUCUCCCCACCCCCAUUCAGAUGCCUGAGAACAGCUAAGCUCCAUAAAGUUGGUUCUCUUAGCCAUCUUAAUGGUUCUAAAAAACAGCAAAAACAUCUUUACGUCUAACAUAAAAGUUAGAACUAUUUGGCCAAUAUUUGUGCCUUCUGGACUUUAGUAGGCUUUGGUAAAUAUGAGAAAACAUUUGUAUAAUUAUUAUAUAAUGAAUUUUGUAAUGCUUUCUUAAAUGUGUUAUAAGUGAAUUGCCAUACAAAGUUAACAGCUAUGUAAUUUUUACAUACUUAAAAGAUAUACAUAUCAGUGUUCUAAGUAGUGAUAAUGGAUCCUGUUGGAGGUUAACAUAAUGUGUAUAUAUUUGAAAUAUAAUUUAUAGUAUUUUCAAAUGUACUGAUUUAACAUCUAAUAUUAUCUGAAUGUUUGUGUAUCAAGUAAUUUGUUUUCAUAGACUUCAAUUCACAAACUUUAAAAAACUUUUAAUAA